CCAACGACGCCAUCAUCUGACACCACCGGCCUGUCGCACGUUGAUUACGGCGAGUCUCUCAAAUGCCCCGAAGCAAUUGCGUAAAACGGUAAUUUCACAGUUUCAAGAUGAUCACAGACGUACAAUUAGCGGUGUUCUGCAACAUCUUGGGAGUUACACUGUUCUUCUUGGUGUUCCUCUUCCAUUAUAUAAAUGCAAAUUAUUCGAAAUGAGGAAUGGAAAAUUGUCACUCGAAAUUUAUUUAACACUAUCUUCGUUAUUGGAUUGAGAUAAUGACAUACUAUAUUCCUCCUACAUUGAUGAUCACACAGUCCAGUAAAUGUGUCACUUUGCAGUUGCAGAUAUCAGAAUACCUCAUUCAUAUGUGGCACAAUAAGUAAGAAGCAUUCAAUCUUUUUCCCAUGUUGCGUAAAGAGUUUCUAGAAAAUAAACUUUAUAUCAUGGUUU
Messenger RNA from Dinoponera quadriceps, 447 nucleotides. RefSeq names its product dolichyl-diphosphooligosaccharide--protein glycosyltransferase subunit 4. The transcript has 2 exons. Bases 108 to 212 code for a protein of 34 amino acids. NCBI's taxonomy places the organism in Eukaryota, Metazoa, Arthropoda, Insecta, Hymenoptera, Formicidae. The record is from RefSeq and is a predicted model, not a curated record.